AUGGAGCAAAUAAUAAUAACAAAUGGUUUCGUUGACGAACGCGGUCAUUAUUUAGUUAACGGAAACAGCUACGAAAUCUACGAUCCUUAUUCGAACACCGUGACCGUUGUCGUGGGUCCUCCACCAUACACAAACGGAGUAACACAACCAGUAUUAGCAGCUGUAUCCUGUCAACCAGUGCCUUUGCAACCGGUUGAUUGGUAUCCGCCGGGUUCAGAUUGGCCUUCGCAGGGUUCGGCCUGGACGCCAUCUUAUCCCAGAAGUCCACAAACGGAUACGCUAAAUAAUUCGGGACAAAAUGGAGAUAACGGUCAUAAUUUUCACAGUCCCGAUGCUCAAAUGUCUAAUUUGUAUCAACAACCGGCUUACAUAGUACCGGGUUACAUGUUCAGCGAAUCUCCCGUUUAUAGUGGCGUGCCUGUUCAUACAAAUAAUUUUAACACCACGACUGAAGCCAUGUGUUCAAAUGAUAACAAAUCAGAAAUUGGGGAAGAUAACGGUGCAAAUGGAAAUCUUACAAAUGGGUUGUUAAACAGUCCAGAAUCGAAACCUCAAAGUUCGUUGGAAAAUGUAAAAGACGAUAAAAAUGAUGGGAAAAUACAGGAUAUUAAACCACCGAUAGAAAAGUCAUCGACGCCAUUAAUCAAUAAACAAAAAGAAGUUACUAACGGUCAUUAUAAUAAUAAUAAUCAAAAGUUGAGAGUGGAAGGGAUCGUAGAAUUUCGUCCGAAAGAAGAAAAGAAAAUGAUUGAAAAGUUCAGUCAUAGCACUCAAACGAGUUCAGUUGAAAUAAAUGAUAAAUCAGUUACAACUCUCAAAUCGGAAAAUUCCGAAAAAGAAUCUCACAGCACUCAAACUCUUCCUGAACAAACAAUACAAAGCAAUAAGACAUUAGAUUUAAAUGCGGAAAAGGAAGGAGGAAACGAAAAAAAUGAAAGCAAUACUACCACUACUACUAUUACUACUCCCACUACUAUGACUAGUGCUAAUAAUAAUAAUAAUAAUAAUAGUAGUAGUAAUAAUGAUAAUAACAAUAACAACAAUAACAAUAAUAAUAAUAAUAAUAAUAAUUUAUCAGAGUUCCUGUUAUCGUCUCAAGUGAGAAACGAAGUCGGCACAAAAGGAAAUUGGAAAAUUCAACGAAACAAGUACAAAGAAUAUCAUAAUUCAUCACCGAAAAAAUACCAAGAAGAAUCGCCACGAAAAAUGUAUCAGAAACGAAUGCAGUUUAACGAAGGGGGUGGAAAAAUGAAGGGGGGGGAGAGUUUCGAAAAGUCAGAUUCGAAAACGAAUUACAGUCCGAAUAAAGUUACGUAUGCAAGAAAAGCAAUGAUCGGUUUAGAAAAUUUCAAUAAUGGAAUUUCUAAAAUGACAAACGACGGCGUACAAAGUAUGAGAAAUGAAAUUCAAAACGACUAUAAAAGUGCUCAAAGUCAAUUAGUUAACGGAACGAAUCAAAUAAUGCCGUCGAACGGAACAAACUAUCGAACAAAUCAUUCAAAACAACAAUCAACGUUUGUAGAUCGUUACUACGCGUCCUACGAAGAAAAGAAAAAUUACAAUGGUAGUGUUAAAAAUAAUAAUUUCAAUAAUAACAAAAACAAGUACAAUAAGAGUUCCUACGUUACCAAAAUGAAAACAAAUGAAACGAAUGAAUUUAAAUUCAGAGAGAAAAAGAUUUCAUCCAAACAACCGUACGUUGUCACAGUCGGCGAAGAAAAUUCAAUGGGAAAGGAAAAACAAGUCAUAGAAGAAAACAAAAACGAUUUGAUUAUGAAGUGUCAAUCGGAGAAAAGUUCAACGGUUUCGGAAUUGAGUUCGCCGACCGAAUUGAGCAGCGGUCAAAACACUCCCCCGGAAAAAUCCAUAGUUCGAAAAAUGGAACAAAAAAUAGCCAACGAAAUAAAUAAAAGCGUGAAGGAAAAAUCGAAUCCGGAUGAAGAAUCUAAAGAAGAUUUUUCAUUUUUGCCAAAUUUCAUAUUACAAAAGCCGCAGGAUUUGUUGUUUUCCUCGUGGGAAGGUGGUAAAAACGAUCAAGCGGACAUGAUCUCAAACAUGGAUGCUGCGUCCAUGUUAACGGGAGAAGAAGAAAUAUUGAAAACUCUGGGAAUAGCGGAGAACAAGAAUAACUUUUCUAAACUGCCUUUACAUUCGGAUAUGUUGAUGAUGUUGCCAGCAUUCGGAUGGACUCGUCCUAAAUUUAAAAUUGAAGAUAUAUUCACGCCGACGAAGCAUUUACACAGCGAUCUCUUCACAAGAACAAACAUCACGAGUAUGAAAUCAACAAAACCGGAAGAAUUUUUCGCUAGCGUCAUCGAUAAUCCGAUCGUGGAAAAAUCUGACAAGAAAAAAGACUGCACUAAAAAUAAUAAUAAUAAUAAUAAUAAUAAGAAAGAUCAAAUGAAAAAACCGGAUGCCAACGGAGAAGUGAAUCAAGUUAAUAAAGAUGGGAGUAAGUCAAACGGCGGUGGGGAUACGUUAAAAAUGAAAAAUGCCGUCGAUAAGAUUUCGAAUGGAGAUGAAAAGGAGAUGGAUGAGAAAAAUAAAAAAAUAAAAAACGUCAAAUGUAGUACGGAAACGAGGGAAGGAAACGACGACGACGACGAAUCCACAAAGGGUGAAAAAAUGGAAAACGUUUCGAGAGAGGGAAAAUUGGGAAUCGUUGAAGCCGUGAACACGUGGCUUCAAGAACAGGGAAAUUCAGAAAAAGUUUUAUCGGUGGAUUUGUUACCCGUCGAAUCCCUCGAAACUCUCAUGGGUAGUAGUAGUAAAAUGGAAAAAAAAAAAUUUUUGAAAAUGAAAAAUAAUAACGAUAAGAAGAAAAAAAAUAAUAAUAAUGAGUCAGAUUCAAAAAACGGGAAAAGCAACCCUAUGCAUGCGUUAUCAGUUAACAACCCGGAGGAGAAAGAAAAAAAAAAAAAAAACUCUGACUUUGUGGAUACGUUACAGCAGGGAGUAAACGGAUGCAUUAGGGUUGCUAAUGUCAUUACCGAUAACUUUAUCCACGUGAACCGAGAAUUCAGAUGUCCGAGAGGGGAUGAUUUGCAAAGGGGUAGAAUGCCGAGAUCAUCGUCCGCGGAUGGUAAACUAAUGGAGAAAAAAUUGAAAAAACAUUUGAAAUUUUUAACGGAUUCGGCGUCUUUCUGUCAGGAUUUAAUAUCGGACGUUCGCAACGGUUUGCCGACGAAAAACGAAUAUGCCACCGAAGAAUUAUGCGAUCCGCGACAAAGCGUGUUUAAAUAUUACACACUGUCGCCGUGUCAAUCGAAAAAAAAAAAAAAAAUUGUGAAAGUGAUGAACGAAAGCGACAGUGACAAUGAAAAAGUUAAAGUGUUUAAAAAAAACGGUAGAGUUUGCGUGACGGACAGCGGCAUUCAUUCGGAUAUGGAUUCAUCCGAGGAUGCAUCAAACGAUUUUCAAAAAGAUGCCACGUGCCAGAAAACGUGUUCACCAUUUAAAACGAGGAAAAAGGUAAAAGAAAACAAACACAUUUUCUGCUUACACGUACGUAUAUUUAUAUGA
Molecule: messenger RNA, 3522 nt
Organism: Pediculus humanus corporis (human body louse)
Lineage: Eukaryota; Metazoa; Arthropoda; Insecta; Psocodea; Pediculidae
Product: golgin IMH1, putative
Exons: 6
Coding region: 1-3522 (1173 amino acids)
Source: RefSeq, a predicted model, not a curated record